This is a messenger RNA of Zonotrichia albicollis (white-throated sparrow), 343 nucleotides long. Its product is annotated as gallinacin-2-like. Gene Ontology annotation, cellular component: extracellular region. Lineage: Eukaryota; Metazoa; Chordata; Aves; Passeriformes; Passerellidae. The record is from RefSeq and is a predicted model, not a curated record. Gene Ontology annotation, biological process: defense response.
AUGAAGACACUUUGCCUGCUCUUUUCUCUCCUCUUCUUGGCUCUCCAGAUCUCUCCAGGUUUGUCUUCACCCCGGAGGGAAAUGCUUUUCUGCAGAGGAGGGAGCUGUCACUUUGGAGGAUGUCCCUUCCACCUGGUUAAAGUUGGAAAAUGCUUUGGGUUCCGCUCCUGCUGCAAACCGCCAUGGAAUGUAAGAGAAGUUGAUGAGCCGUUCAUUGAAGAGUAAUGAAAAUUUCUUCUAAGCCUACAAAUUCGAUUGGAAUCUCCUUACUCCUAAACCCACUGGAUCCUGCUGCAAAGCCUCACACUCCUUUCACUGCCUAUGCAAAAGGCUUUAAAAUAUA